AUGGAGAAUAUUCAGGAAGAUGAUAUUCUUACGUUUCAUUUUAUUUCCGUAAUUAAAAAGCAUCCAGUACUGUAUGUUAAAAGCAGUAAAGCAUACAGGAAUGUUUUUAUCAAAGACAACGUUUGGUUGAAUGUGGCGAACGAAGUGAAAUUACCUACCGACGAAGUGAAAAGUAAGUGGAGACACUUACGGGAUCGGUUUAUGAAGGAACUUCGUAGAGUUGAGGAAACAACUGCAUCCGGUGCUGGCACUGCUACAGUGUACGAACCGACGUGGAGGUUCCAUGAAGAAUUGUCGUUUCUGGCUGAGCACUGUAAGCGUCGAAGCACCACAAGCAACUACAAACCAUCUGUAACACAACAACAAGAUGCUUUGACAAGCCCUCAAGGGGAUGGGCAGGAUUCAUUUAUCGUUGAGGAGCAAGAAUAUGAGGACUUAGAGAUAUUGGAAGAUGUUGAGAAUGAAAAUUCCACACCAAUGUCGUCAACAUCGGUGUCCGAACCGAAUAAAAGAAAGCGGAAGGAAUUGGCACUGGACAACAAGAUGCACAAGAUCAUGGAUAUAGUUGGUGAUGUUGCGUCGUCGAUCCAAAGUGAACAAACAAACCGGCACAAGGACUUCUGUUGCUAUCUAGGACGUCGUAUGUCCAUGCUUCCAAUGAAAGUUGCGAGGGAUCUCGAAGUCGAGUUUACUGCUCGCGUGAAUGGGCUAAUUGAUAUUUACUGUGACGAAUAA
Molecule: messenger RNA, 735 nt
Organism: Armigeres subalbatus
Lineage: Eukaryota; Metazoa; Arthropoda; Insecta; Diptera; Culicidae
Exons: 3
Coding region: 1-735 (244 amino acids)
Source: RefSeq, a predicted model, not a curated record